UCCGUUUGUGCAGAACUCCGAGGAGCCGCGCACAUCAGUUGAAGUAUCGUCCUCAAUUCCCUUUCAUGAAGAUAUCUGUAAAAUAAGAGAAAUAAGAUGUGGACCAAGUUGGUCAUUUGUUUUGGCCUGUACGUCUGUGUGGUCAGUGGGUCUACUACGUACUAUGGUCAAGCUGGAGAAGGCAUUACGCUGAAAUGUCAUUAUCAAAGCAGUGAGGUUUCUUGGAAGUAUGGAAGCAUUAGCAUUAUCAGAGUUGCCAAGUCUGGACGCGUUACCAAAGGGACUGCAUUUGCUGACCGACUAAAGUUGUCUGGGUCAAAUCUAAUUAUCAGCAAUCUAAAGUCAGAAGACGCAGGGACUUUCACAUGCAUAGCAACUGACCGCAAAAAAGGACAGACUUCAAGUGACAUGACACUGCAGGUGGUUAAAGUCUCAGUCUCAGUCAGCCCUGCAAGUCCCUUACUGCAGUCCAGUGCAGCAACACUCACCUGUCAUGCUGAUGGAUCCCCAGACAAGGUGGCAUGGAAGCACAAUAAUCAAGAUUUAACAGCUGAAACAGGCAAAACUGUGACUCUAGGCAGCGUGAAAGGUUCUCAUGAUGGAACAUGGCAAUGUCUGGUCUACUACGGGGAAACACCAUUUGAGGCAUCUCUGGACAUUGAUGUCAUAGGUCUGAAGGAGCACAGCAAUGUGACGGUCAAACAGGGUGGAGAUGCUGUCCUCCCCUGCUCCCUCUCCAAACCUGACUUGGGAUCUCUGCGUGUGGCUGGAGGAGGGUGGACACAGUUACCCCCUGCUGCUGCUGAUGCCCCCAGACUGCCCUCGCUAGACACCAGUAAUGCACAAGAGCUCCGCUGGAAUUCUGAUGGCAUAAACACAGCCAGAGUGACCAUCUCGAAGGAGAGACUCCACACUGAUUUUGGUAUCACACUGAUGAAAGUGCAGCCUUCCCAAGCCGGCCAGUAUCAGUGCUCUGUUGAGCUUAAAGACCGAGGAACUCUAACCACAACCGUGAAUCUCGACGUGACUGGAGGUGGUGGAGGUGGCUCUGGGAAGAAGCCUGGCACUUCCAACAACACAGUCUCAGUCUCAGUCAGCCCUGCAAGUCCCUUACUGCAGUCCAGUGCAGCAACACUCACCUGUGAUGCUGAUGGAUCCCCAGACAAGGUGGCAUGGAAGCACAAAAAUAAUUCUUUUGAAGGAAAAACUGUGACUCUAGACAGUGUGGAAGGUUCUCAUCGUGGUACAUGGAAAUGUCUGGUCUACUACGGGGAAACACAAUUACAGGCAUCUAUGGACAUUGAUGUAAUAGCUUACCCAGAGUGGUCCCCUCCCUCUUGGUUGGGCCUGAACAUGUGGAUCUGGGUGGGAGUGGCAGUGGGGAAUAUGGUGGUCAUUGUGGGCACUGUAGUUCUCAUCUGGAGCUCCAGAAGGAAGAUAAGAAUGAGACAACCGGAAAUACCAAUGACGUUUGCCGACGAUACCACCGUCAUUGGUUUGAUCCAGGAUGGAAGAUAUUGGCAAAAUAAGAGAAAUAAGAUGUGGACCAAGUUGUUCUUUUUUUGGGGCCUGCACGUCGUUGUCUGUUUGGCCAGUGAGUCUAAAAAGUACUAUGGCCAAGCAGGAAAGGACAUUACGCUGAAAUGUCAUGGUCAGGCCAAUAUGUUUACUUGGAAGCAUGGAGGCGUUCACAUUAUUACUCUUGACAAGGCUGGACGCCCAACUAAAGGGAGGGUUGAGAUUGUUGACCGAAUAAAGUUGUCUGGGACAGAUAUAAUUAUCAGCAAUCUAAAGACUGAAGACAAAGGGACUUUCACAUGCAUAACAACUGACCGCAAUAAAAGACAGAGCUCAAGUGACAUGACACUGCAGGUGUUUAAAGUCUCAGUCUCAGUCAGCCCUGCAAGUCCCUUACUGCAGUCCAGUGCAGCAACACUCACCUGUCAUGCUGAUGAAUUUGGAUCCCAAAAAAAGGUGGCAUGGAAGCACAAUAAUAAAGAUAAAACAGAUGAAACAGGAAAAACUGUGACGAUAGACAGCGUGGAAGGUUCUCAUGGUGGAACAUGGCAAUGUCUGGUUACCUACGGCGAAACACAGUUUGAGGCAUCUCUGGGCAUUGAUGUCAUAGGUCUGAAGGAGCACAGCAAUGUGACGGUCAAACAGGGUGGAGAUGCUGUCCUCCCCUGCUCCCUCUCCAAACCUGACUUGGGAUCUCUGCGUGUGGCUGGAGGAGGGUGGACACAGUUACCCCCUGCUGCUGCUGAUGCCCCCAGACUGCCCUCGCUAGACACCAGUAAUGCACAAGAUCUCUGCUGGAAUGCUGAUGGCAUAAACACAGCCAGAGUGACCAUCUCUGAGGGGAAACUCCACACUGAUUUUGGGAUCACACUGAUGAAAGUGCAGCCUUCCCAAGCAGGCCAGUAUCAGUGCUCUGUUCAGUUUAAAGACAGAGGAACUCUUACCACAACCGUGAAUCUUCAAGUGACUGGAGGUGCCAAAGGUGGUGGAGGUAGCUUUGCGAAGCCAAAGAGAGUAGGGUCCAUUGGUUCUCCUGGUUCUUCUCCAUCCUGGCUGGGCCUGAACAUGUGGAUCUGGGUGGGGGUGGCAGGAGGGAGUGUGGUCCUCAUUGCGCUCAUAGUUGCUGUGGUUCUCGUCCACCGGAACAACAGAAGGAGGAAGAUGAGAACGAGGAAGCUGAGGUCAGUCAGAAAACCUUUGACAGCGAAUGAUUACUGCCAGUGCAACCGGUAG
Molecule: messenger RNA, 2751 nt
Organism: Sardina pilchardus (European sardine)
Lineage: Eukaryota; Metazoa; Chordata; Actinopteri; Clupeiformes; Clupeidae
Gene: cd4-2.2
Product: CD4-2 molecule, tandem duplicate 2
Exons: 19
Coding region: 97-2751 (884 amino acids)
Source: RefSeq, a predicted model, not a curated record